Molecule: messenger RNA, 1086 nt
Organism: Fusarium odoratissimum NRRL 54006
Lineage: Eukaryota; Fungi; Ascomycota; Sordariomycetes; Hypocreales; Nectriaceae
Exons: 2
Coding region: 1-1086 (361 amino acids)
Biological process (GO): molybdenum incorporation into molybdenum-molybdopterin complex; Mo-molybdopterin cofactor biosynthetic process
Cellular component (GO): cytoplasm; cytosol
Molecular function (GO): molybdopterin molybdotransferase activity
Source: RefSeq, a predicted model, not a curated record
AUGGAUGGCUACGCAAUUUGCUCAGAGAGUACAAGAUUAGCUUCUGCAGAGCACCCGGUUUUCUUUUGCGUCAAAGGUACAAUCGCUGCUGGCGAUGACUCUCUCACUCUCCCUUUGCGUCAUACGCGCGAUGGACCCGAGCCUUGUUUCGAGAUCAUGACUGGGGGACGAUUUCCGCAAGGUCAACUUGGAGAGGUAUUUAACGCAUGCGUCAAGGUCGAAGACACUAUCAGGAUUGCAGCAAAGGAACCAGGGCUCGGGACGUGUAUCGCCAUCAGCAAGCCGAUACCAAGAUACGCCAAUCGUCGGUUCGCCGGUGAAGACAUUCAGAAGGGAGAUCUAGUGAUGAAGAAAGGAGUCACUAUCCGGACAUCACACAUCAGGCCGCUCGCAUCUGUAGGAAUUGAAACGACCCAGUCUCAUAUCAGAGACGUCAAUGGAGUAUACUUGACGGCGGCGUCGAAAGAAGCCGGGGCCGAUGCAACCUUUGGCGGCUCAAUUACAGAUGAAGUGGAUGCUCUUGUUCAGACCAUAAAAGACCGAUUGGGAUCAUCGGCGGUGGAUAUCAUGAUUACAAGUGGAGGUGUAUCCGUUGGAAAGUUCGAUCACGUUCGUCAGGCACUGGAAACCCUUGGUGCAACCAUCGUGUUCCACGGCGUAGCUGUCCGUCCGGGCCAUCCGGCUCUCUUCGCACUACUCUCUUCUGCCUGGGGUGAGGUAGCUUUCUUUGGACUACCCGGUAACCCCGGCGCAGCAGCAGCCUGCUUCAAAUUCUUGACUGUCCCGUAUAUAAGCCAUCUUCUGGGUCAAGAGCCGGAGAAGCCUGUACUUGCGCGCUUGGAGAACCUCCAACUAGGUAGUUCAUCACGGAAGAGCAUUAUGGAUGCGCCCAACAGAGGACUCAACUGUGACAGGUUCAGACCUGGAGUUCUGCAAAUAACAGGCGGCGAUGGACUUACAGUCCACGAAGCUGCUGGGGUGUUGGGGCCAGCUAAGAUGGCGCCUUUCGUGCAGGCAAAUUGUUGGAUUCACAUCAAGACAACGAGGUCAUCGAGACGGGACAGAUGGUAUAUUGCUAUCCCAUGA